CGGCUUGCCACGGUCAGAGUGGGCAGUCAGUGAAUCUUCCCCCAGUGCUGCUGACAUUUAAUACCUGGUUCAGCGGCAAAGAUUCAGAGAGGGUGAGCAGCCCUUCUGGCAUUCAGGACUUCCUCUGCAAACGGGAAGGCUGUUUCUCAUUAAAGCUCAUCACGUCUCUCUAAGAUAAAAGAUCUGCCCACAAUCAAAAAAUAUGUCACUACAGAUGAUUACAGUCAGUAAUAACAUAGGCUUAAUCCAGCCGGGCUUCUCACUGAUGAAUUUUGAUGGGCAAAUUUUCUUCUUUGGUCAAAAAGGCUGGCCCAAGAGGUCCUGCCCCACUGGAGUUUUCCACUUUGAUGUAAAGCAUAACCAUCUCAAACUGAAGCCUGCAGUUUUCUCUAAGGACUCCUGCUACCUGCCUCCUCUUCGCUACCCAGCCACUUGCACAUUCAAAGGUGGUUUAGAGUCUGAAAAGCAACAGUACAUUAUCCAUGGGGGGAAAACACCGAACAAUGAGCUUUCCGAUAAGAUUUAUGUCAUGUCUGUUGUGUGCAAGAACAACAAGAAAGUUACUUUUUGCUGUACUGAGAAAGACUUGGUGGGAGACGUCCCUGAAGCCAGAUAUGGUCAUACCAUUGAUGUGGUGUACAGUCGAGGGAAGAGCAUGGGUGUUGUCUUUGGAGGGCGAUCGUACAUACCUUCUGCCCAAAGAACCACGGAAAAAUGGAAUAGUGUGGCUGACUGCCUGCCCCACAUUUUCUUGGUGGAUUUUGAAUUUGGGUGCUCUACAUCAUACAUUCUCCCAGAGCUUCAGGAUGGGCUAUCUUUUCAUGUCUCCAUUGCCAGAAAUGAUACCGUUUACAUUUUAGGAGGGCAUUCACUUGCCAAUAACAUCCGCCCUGCCAACCUGUACAGAAUAACGGUUGAUCUCCCGCUGGGUAGCCCGGCUGUGAAUUGCACGGUUUUGCCAGGAGGGAUCUCUGUCUCCAGUGCAAUCCUGACUCAAACAAACAGUGAUGAAUUUGUUAUUGUGGGUGGCUAUCAGCUUGAAAAUCAGAAAAGAAUGAUCUGCAACAUCAUCUCUCUUGAGGGCAACAAGAUAGAAAUUCGUGAGAUGGAGACCCCAGAUUGGACCCCAGACAUUAAGCACAGCAAGAUAUGGUUUGGAAGCAACAUGGGAAAUGGAGCUGUUUUCCUUGGCAUACCAGGAGACAAUAAACAGGCUGCUUCAGAAACAUUCUAUUUCUACAUGCUGAAAUGUGCUGAAGAUGAAGUGAAUGAAGAACAGAAAACAUUCACAAACAGUCAGACAUCAACAGAAGACCCAGGGGAUUCCACUCCCUUUGAAGACUCAGAAGAAUUUUGCUUCAGUGCAGAGGCAAAUAAUUUUGAUGGUGAUGAUGAAUUUGACACCUAUAACGAAGAUGAUGAGGAAGAUGAGUCUGUUACUGGCUACUGGAUUACUUGCUGCUCUACCUGUGAUGUGGAUAUCAACACAUGGGUACCAUUUUAUUCAACUGAGCUAAACAAACCUGCCAUGAUCUAUUGCUCUCAUGGGGAUGGGCACUGGGUCCACGCCCAGUGCAUGGAUCUGGCAGAACGCACACUCAUCCAGUUGUCAGAAGGAAGCAGCAAGUAUUACUGCAAUGAGCAUGUGAAGAUAGCAAGAGCAUUGCAGACCCCAAAACGAGCUGUACCCUUAAAAAAGCCUCCACUGAAAUCCCUCCACAAAAAAGGUUCUGGGAGAGUUCUUACUCCUGCCAAGAAAUCCUUUCUUAGAAGGUUGUUUGAUUAGUUUCACAAAAGCC
Messenger RNA from Phyllostomus hastatus (greater spear-nosed bat), 1799 nucleotides. It is a transcript of the gene RAG2, whose product is annotated as recombination activating 2. Bases 203 to 1786 code for a protein of 527 amino acids. The transcript is spliced from 3 exons. Gene Ontology annotation, biological process: V(D)J recombination. The record is from RefSeq and is a predicted model, not a curated record. Gene Ontology annotation, molecular function: sequence-specific DNA binding; protein binding. Lineage: Eukaryota; Metazoa; Chordata; Mammalia; Chiroptera; Phyllostomidae. Gene Ontology annotation, cellular component: DNA recombinase complex; nucleus.